Messenger RNA from Meira miltonrushii, 2843 nucleotides. Its product is annotated as glycoside hydrolase. Gene Ontology annotation, biological process: ergosteryl 3-beta-D-glucoside catabolic process; carbohydrate metabolic process. The coding region runs from base 250 to 2805 and encodes 851 amino acids. The record is from RefSeq and is a predicted model, not a curated record. NCBI's taxonomy places the organism in Eukaryota, Fungi, Basidiomycota, Exobasidiomycetes, Exobasidiales, Brachybasidiaceae. Gene Ontology annotation, molecular function: steryl-beta-glucosidase activity. The transcript has a single exon.
CGCAACGCCUACAAGAGGCUGAAGCCGGGGAAUUACAUGCAGCUUGGAAACAAUCCCAUGCCAACCUACAGUUGCUUCUUGGACUCUCAUCAUAACACCAAUGCGAGUGUAUCACUGCUGAAAGAAAGGUAGACGAUCUUGUUCAGACUUGACAGAUCUCUAAGCCGGCUCGAUUGCUGUCAUCGGCUUGCCAUCAUUCCAAAGGAUCACAUUCAGGCUUGACUCCCUCCACUUCAUCUUUUUCCAACCAUGCCAUCAUCAAGAGUACCUCAAGUCUCACCAAUCUCAGGAAAGCCUGUAAAUUCGGAUUAUUUGCAUUCUUCCGAUGUUCAUUUCCGGGAUACAAAUGGAAGAGCAAUACUUUUACGUGGUGUAAAUUUGUCAGGGAAUAGUAAAGCACCUUUGAACGAACCAAGUUGGGAUGGCAAGCAAUUUUGGGAAAAAGCCGAAGCUGGUGGAGAUAGCUUUAUAGGAAGACCGUUACGACUGGAUGAUGGCUCUGCAGAUGUCCACUUGACGAGACUUAAGCUUAUGGGGUUCAAUGCGUUACGCUUCAUCUUCACAUGGGAAGCAAUCGAGCAUGCCGGACCGGGUAAAUAUGAUGAAGAAUAUUUGGAGUACAUGGUCGCAGUCUUGAGAAAGGUGAAAUCGUUUGGCUUCCGUGUUUGGAUGGAUCCUCAUCAGGAUUUGUUCUCACGAUUCACUGGAGGAUCUGGAGCACCUUUUUGGACUUUAGUGGCUUGUGGAAUGAACCCUCGUAAUUUAACCGUUACACGGUCAGCAUUCAUUCAUUGCGAAUAUCCAGAUCCAACUGAACCAGAUCCUGAAGCAUUCCCGCCAAUGAUUUGGACAACAAAUUAUUCCCGUUUAGCAGUCGCAACGAUCAAUGUGUUCUUCUUUGCCGGAAAGACAUACGCACCACAAUGUAUGAUCGAUGGAGUGAACAUCCAAGAUUGGCUUCAAAAUCAUUAUCUGGCCGCCUGUCGCAAAUUAGCCAUUAAAUUGAAAGAAGCAGGCGAUCUCUUUGAUUCAUGUAUUAUUGGCUGGGACAGCAUCAAUGAACCGAACCCUGGUUUUAUUGGAUGGCCAGAUUUGGACAAAUUGCCAGAAAAGCUCAAAAUGCGAAGAGGACCGAUGCCGACUCCAAUCCAAAGCUUCAGAUUUGGUGACGGACAAGGUCAGCGUGUGGAAAAGUAUGAUUUUGGAUCGCUAGGGCCUAAGAAGGUCGGCACAGAAGACAUAGAUCCGCUAGGCAAACGACUAUGGCUAUCGCCCGAAGAAGAUGCAGAACAAGGCGGGAAACGAUGGGGAUGGAAAAGAGGAAAAGAAUGGCCCAUCGGAAGAUGUGUAUGGGCCACACAUGGAGUAUGGAACGAAGAGAGUGGAGAGUUGUUACAGCCAGCCUACUUUACCUCAUUCGAAGGGAAGCCGGUAGACUUUGUUAGGGACUUUUGGCUACCACACUGGAGGGCUUAUAAGGCAACAAUCAGGGCCGUGCAUCCUGAAGCAAUCAUGUUCAUUCAAACGCCCGUCUUUGAGCCCCCACCAAGUGAGAUGAACGAGACAGAUCUAGAGGGAAGAUGUUGUAAUUCCGCUCACUUUUAUGAUGGCUUGACCCUGAUCACCAAACAUUGGAAUUGGUUCAAUGCGGACGCCGUCGGACUUUUGCGGGGAAAGUACUCCUCUAUAGCCUUUGCGAUCAGAGUUGGAUUUCCUGCUAUUCGUAAAGCGAUUCAAGAUCAAAUCGGCUAUUUAAAGGGAGAUACGAUCGAUGUUCUCGGCAAGUACCCGACCGUGAUCGGAGAGCUCGGAGUGCCCUUUGACCUGGACCAUAAGAAGGCUUAUUUCGGGGAUAAGCAUGGAAAAGGUAAAGGGGACUAUCGUAAUCAGACAGCCGCACUUGAUGGCACUUUGAACGGAUGCGAUGGUGAGAACGUCGUCAAUUAUGGUUUAUGGAAUUAUUGUCCCGACAACAAUCAUAAAUGGGGUGAUGAUUGGAAUGGAGAAGAUUUGAGUGUUUGGAGUAGGGACGAUGUUGAAAUGCAUGGCGUUGAUCCACGAAAAGCAGCGCCUCUUUUGUCCACCAUUGCAACCCAGAAUACGGGCGUAGAUAGCGCUCGUAGCUCACGAAGUGCAUCUAUACUAAAUGGAGACGGAACUUCCAGUUCCAGCAAACCACAAACGCCAAUGAACUGGCUAGCAAUCUUGGCCGGAACAAGGGCAGCGCCUGCUGUUUGUAGACCUUUCCCAACAGCAACGGUAGGAUCUCCAGCCAAGAUUCAAUUUGACGUUGAGUCUUCCAAAUUUGUACUAGAAGUUCUUGUCACACCGCAAGAUGUUCAACAGGCAGCGGAAGAUGGCAUCGGAACCGAUAUCUUCUUGCCUCUAUUGCAUUAUGCUCCGGAACAUUUGGCAAUUCAUUCUGAGCAAUUGAGUAGCUUGGAUUUGAGGCAGAACUCUAUCAGCGCUUCAAAGCUUGAAUCAAGCAUGAAUGCAAGUACGCAAGCGCUUUUGUCUUCCUCUGCAGCAACGCUCACGGGAAGCGGAACGAUCAGCAAAGAUGAUAAUGCUGGACAAAUUGACGUUGAUGUCGAUGUAGAGGCUAGUGCGGGUCAGUGGAGCGUUCAUGGUCAAAUCUUAACAUGGACUUUGGGCGAAAGUGACGUCCAAAAGGUUUCAGCAACUGAGGAAUUCCGUCAUACCAUCACCAUCAAGCGAAGAAAAGGUCCUUUAAAAUUGCAACAACACCCAACGACAUUUGAGACUCUAUUUAAAGAUCUUAACGAGCUUAUUUCCGGUAAAUAACACAGUGAAAACAUUUUGUACAGUACACUACAUUACGA